UCAAACUCGCAGAGAAACAACGCUUUACUACGAGCACAGAGGGCUCGAGCUGCACGCAUGACAACAGAAACCUCCAAAGAAAACUAUGUAUCCCGAGAGCAAACUGUGAGAGGCAUAACCACAGGGACAAAGACAGUUUGAAAUAUACUUUUUUUAUUUACUGUGGAGGAGUAUUUUUUUUUUUUUUUGCUGAAAAGGCGAAAGAAGCGAAAAAGCACCGGCGGGCAGCGUCGAACAAGUUCGUUUUAUGGAAGAAACCAAAAACACAACACAAGAGGAGCAGAUGAUAGGCUGGUUUGGUGCACAAAGAGACGCGUCUUUGUAUGUUUUGUGCUCCAAGUGUCAGACACACAGACAGAGAAGAGUCAUCCUCGGCGUGUUGGUAUCUGGCUGAAGUAUUACUCAGACCGAUAAAAGUGUCCCGGGGAAGCCUUGGAGAGGACGGGGCAACGCGGAGAGGCGGGUGCAGAUUUUCUUGUAGUGUGCUGACUGAAUGCAGAGGAAACACUGAAAGCUGUUCUCCAGGCCUCCCUGCAGCUUCAGGGGAGAUUGUCAGAUGUGUACCCAGCACUCAAAGCCCUUGGUGUGGCCGCGGGGAUGGCAGCCUCUGCCCUGAACCUGAAUGGCCUUGGAGUCAUGAACAGCAGUAAUCAGUUUCACACCCAACCAGGCUCCUCUAGUACCACCUCUCGAACUAGAACCAGUCCGGUCGGUCGACCUGUGUUGCCAGUUCCAGAUCGGAGUGCCUACUGUCAGUUGGGCGGGGGAACACCGGGUGGAGGUAUCUACAGCCCAACCAGCCCUAAGACGAGCCCUCGAACCCUGGGUCCAACCUUUGUCUUCCCUCCUUCAUCCUCGCUUUCUCCCAGCUCCACCCCUCGUGCUUGCUCUCCCUCCCCGCGAAGCCCAGAGCUCCUAGGAGUCAAUGUGGGCCAGCGGGUCCGACGACUGAGCUCGGCCAGCGCUGAGGAGAGAGGGGAAGGAGAAGGGCAGGAGGAGAGGGUAGGAGAGACGGGAGGAGGAGAGAGGCGAGAGGAUAGGAGACGCCAGGCACAGCUGCUGCAGAUACACAGAGAGCUGCAGAACGUUGAGGUCAGGGGGAAAGUGGGCAUUUUCGAGGCCCACAUUUCCGGAAUUCGUGCCCAAGUGCUAAACACUGAGCUCCAGCGCAGCCCUCGAUCUCCAAGACGAUCGACAAGCCAAACCAGCCAACAAAACACAGCCCUCGACUGCUCAAUGACCCACCCGCAACAGAGUAAAGUUACAUCUGUUGUCCAAAAUGGAAGAGAAAGGGAGGAAGACACAAAGGAAGUAGAAAGGAGAGAAGGAGGAAGUAAAGAUGAUGAGAAGGACAACAGUGCUACUAAAACCAACACUGAGAACAAGACACUGAUUGGUCAAAAUGGCCGCCAUUCAGAAACAACAAUGCAAACUUCCUUAGUAGACGGACCGAUUGUCGUUCCAGGUUCCCUUGAGACAUUAAACCCAGAUGCAACAACAGACAAAGAGAAAGAAGGAGAAAGGCAGAGAGAAAAGGACAGAGAAAAAGACAGAGGGGAGGUAGAGAACACACAAAUGUCGGGAGACAAAGAACAGACAGAGAGAGAAGUGAGAGAUGUGAAAGAGGACCGGUUGUGUCUUGAGAUGCUGCUUCAGAAAGAGACAAACAGGUUGGAGGUUAACCCGGAAACAAAUGCUUUUCCUCAGGCGCAAAGCAGUGAGAGUACCCCUUGUUUGCUGGACACUGAUCCCACCUCCAACCACUCUCCCUCCAUCCCUGCAGUCAUAAUAACUGACCACGGUUUGGAAAGUCAGCCUCAUUCUGAAGGCCCUGACUCAGACCAGGGACUAGGCUGCACCUCAAGCCCCAGUUCUAGCCCUGCCUUUGGGACAAACUCAUCCACCCGCUCCCUCAGGAAGCUGUCGUCCUCCUCGGCCUCCUCGGCUGGUUUCUCCUCGUCUUGGGAAGAAUCGGAAGAAGAUAUUUCUAGUGAUACAGAGAAAGGAGAGCAUCUUCUCAACCCUGCAGUCCUUACUUCUCAACAGAGAGCACACAAGUCUUGGAAGAAGAUUAAGAACAUGGUCCACUGGUCACCGUUUGUCAUGUCCUUCAAGAAGAAAUAUCCCUGGAUACAACUGGCUGGGCAUGCAGGAAGCUUCAAGGCGGGAGCAAACGGCCGUAUAUUAAAAAAACACUGUGAAUGUGAGCAGCGCUGUUUGUCCCUCCUGAUGAGGGACGUACUGCGCCCGUACGUCCCUGGUUACCAUGGAGACGUCGAGAAGGACGGCCAGAAAUACAACCAGAUGGAGGAUCUGCUGGCUGAGUUCGACUUCCCGUGUGUGAUGGACUGUAAGAUGGGAGUGAGGACCUACCUUGAGGAAGAGCUGACCAAGGCUCGUAAGAAACCCUCCCCAAGACCCGACAUGUAUCAGAAAAUGGUUGAGGUUGAUCCCGAGGCGGCCACGCCAGAGGAAAACCUCCAGAAAGCCGUGACCAAACCCAGAUACAUGCAGUGGAGAGAGACCAUAAGCUCAACAGCCACCCUGGGAUUUAGGAUAGAGGGAGUCAAGAAGGAGGACGGGACGGUGAACAGAGAUUUUAAGAAAACAAAGACGAGAGAGCAAGUCAUCGAGGCCUUCCAUGACUUUGUCAAAGGAAAUAAGGACAUUCUGAACUGUUAUCUUAGCAGGCUGAAGGAAGUAAGAGACACUCUGGAAAUUUCCCCAUUCUUCAAAACCCACGAGGUGAUUGGCAGCUCCUUGUUAUUUGUUCACGACAGCAAGGGACGGGCCAAAGUCUGGAUGAUUGACUUCGGGAAAACUACGCCUCUUCCUGAAGGGGAAGAACUAACCCACCGAGUAUCCUGGCAAGAGGGCAACAGAGAGGAUGGUUACCUUUCUGGACUUGAUAGUUUGGUGGACAUCAUUUUAUCUAUGGUGAACUCGGAGACUUGAAGUCUACGGGGUUUUUCAAAAGAAAUCCAAUUGAACAUUUGGACACACAUCAACCACUUCCAUUCAUUCUUCCUCUCUCUCGGGAACACUUUGGACUUCCUCAGGAUUCCUUCACAGACAUUUAUCCACCAAACCACAUCAUCACAAAACAAUGCGUGGCCGUAUCCAUUCAUGGAUGCAGCCUUUCUAUUCAUCUACAGUGGAUUUCAAUGUCAUUCUCUUCCAUAGCCCUUUUGAUGCGAUCCUUAUACCCUCAUGAGCAGGCUGUAAUAGGCCUUUUUCAGAGCAAACUUUUUAACUUUAAAUACUUAAUAUAGCUCAGUUCCAUUAUGUCUCCCGGUAAGCCAUCCCUGUAAAAAAAGAAGGUAUUUUUUAAAUGCAUUAUACCUGCAAGACAACUUUUUUACUAAAGAAAUUACCCUUAAAAACAAAACCAUGUAGAUUGCUUAAUCCAAAUGUAAAGGCUAAGGCUGGUGAUAUGAUUAUAUUUUUUUGUCAUUGUAAACAAAUCCCAUAAAAAGACCAAAAGAGUUAUGCGUUACAGUUUGUUUUUCUAUAUCUGCCCAGCCUGUCUGUGGCUUUCAGCCCCGAGACCAUUUGUUCCAGCUUAAAAAAUAAUGGAUUACACAUAUGUGGUUUCAUUUUUUUAAAGACUAAAUAAUUUUAUAAAACAGCUGGACACUGUAAUUUUUUUAGGGAACAUUAUGUGUGAAUUUUGAACAUUUCUGACUUUGGCGCUACCUGGUGGUAAUAUCAAAAAAGACACUAAUGGUAUAAUUUUGUACAUGAUGCUAGCCUAAUUUGAAAGAUGCUAUAAUCACAAACAAACAUGUAAUGCCUUUUUUAAACUCACAUAUUUGGCAUUAAAUGUCUUGAUUUGGGUACACCCCCGCUCUCAUAACUUUUAAACAGUUAUACUCCUGUGUAUAUCUGUUAGAUGGAUCCCCAUUCAAUCAGAGUUAGGUUGUAUUUCCUCCUCAGCUUUUCUGAACUCAAUGUUAUAGAAGUUUUUUGUCUGUUUGAUAAGUUUGACCACAACUUCAGCACAUUGACAUUUCUUAUAAAAAACAAAUCUGCACUUGAUUACAUUUCCGCUGUUAGAGAUUUUACAGUUAAGUGUGUUUUUCAGUGGAAACCAAAACUAGUCUUUUAGCUGUUUUUAACCUCUGUUUAACCAUUCACACUUUAGAAACUGUAGGUUGGUCAGUGAGGUUUUCAGUGGCAGCCAUGUUUGCCCCAUAAUAAUCUGGCAAUAACUGGCAAUUAUGUGGAGCUAAAUUAUACAUCUCACAGUAGUUUCAGUAUGUUAUGGAAGGCUUUGUUUCAUAUGUAACAUAUUUACAUUGGUAGUACUUCCCUGGCCAAACACUUCUCACCCUAUUCACACUUUUGUUGGGAUUGUUCACAUAUUUACAAUGAGAUUUAUCAUGUUUGAUGUAGUUUUGUAACAUUAUUUUAGUGUACUCAAAUCCUGUGGAACACUUACAGCCAUGAACAAUCUUAUUUAAGCUAUACAGUGCCUUGACAUGACAAAGCCAAGUCAGACAACUGAAAAUAUGUUCUUAUUGUAAAUGUUAUGAUGGACUUUUCUCCUAGUCUUAACUCAGUUGCUGUGUGUAGUCUUGGGUGCAUGUUUAUUAUCCUCUUAAAGUGUGGGCUUAAUUUGUAAUUCAUUCUGUUUUUAUUUAUAACAUAUUAUGUGGUUUUUUUUUUAGUUAAUGGGAUACUAUGGCAUUUUGAACUUUGGGCUGUUAUGUGGUUCUGUCUUCAAGCAUGUGUUACAAGAUGAGUGGAAGUCAAACUGGGGGGCAGGUCAUUGGCAUUCUGGACAUUAUUCAAAACAUUGGAUAUGGCUAUAGAACGAAUUGAUAAUGUUCAGAUAAUGAUUCCCAUUUACUUUAAUGGAGAAUGCAAACAUUCACUUUGAAAAUGGUUGGGCUGGAGGUGGCGAAAAAUAUGUCUCAUAAUGUAACAGGUUCUUGAUGAAGAAUAAAAUCAAAAUAGUUCCAU
Molecule: messenger RNA, 4965 nt
Organism: Etheostoma spectabile (orangethroat darter)
Lineage: Eukaryota; Metazoa; Chordata; Actinopteri; Perciformes; Percidae
Product: inositol-trisphosphate 3-kinase B
Exons: 12
Coding region: 598-2955 (785 amino acids)
Biological process (GO): inositol phosphate biosynthetic process; phosphatidylinositol phosphate biosynthetic process
Cellular component (GO): nucleus; cytoplasm
Molecular function (GO): inositol hexakisphosphate kinase activity
Source: RefSeq, a predicted model, not a curated record